Papilio xuthus (Asian swallowtail) is the source of this 1548-nucleotide messenger RNA. It is a transcript of the gene pont, whose product is annotated as RuvB-like helicase pontin. Gene Ontology annotation, molecular function: ATP hydrolysis activity; ATP-dependent activity, acting on DNA; ATP binding. The coding region runs from base 101 to 1471 and encodes 456 amino acids. Lineage: Eukaryota; Metazoa; Arthropoda; Insecta; Lepidoptera; Papilionidae. The transcript has 10 exons. The record is from RefSeq and is a predicted model, not a curated record.
CAAUUUUCCUCACCGUUUUUGACGUUUGUUUGGUGAUCGGCUUUUGUGCAGGAUUUCCGUUUAAAUUUUUAAACAUUAUAAUACAAGAAUCAUUUGCAAAAUGAAAAUCGAAGAAGUCAAGAGUACUGCUAAAACUCAAAGAAUAUCGGCCCAUAGUCAUAUUAAAGGCUUAGGAUUAGAUGAAAAUGGUGUACCUAUUCAAAUGGCAGCCGGUCUCGUGGGCCAAGAAUCUGCUAGAGAGGCGGCCGGAAUAGUAGUAGAUAUGAUAAGAAGUAAGAAGAUGGCUGGUCGGGCGUUGCUAUUAGCUGGUCCUCCUGGGACUGGAAAAACAGCUAUUGCAUUAGCCAUUGCCCAGGAAUUAGGUAACAAAGUGCCUUUUUGCCCUAUGGUAGGAAGUGAGGUGUACAGUACAGAGAUAAAAAAAACUGAAGUUCUAAUGGAGAACUUUCGCCGUGCCAUUGGUCUCCGUAUCCGUGAGACUAAGGAAGUGUUUGAGGGUGAAGUAACAGAGCUCACACCAGUGGAAACGGAAAAUCCUGCUGGAGGAUAUGGAAAAACAGUUUCACAUGUCAUUAUUGGUUUGAAAACUGCAAAAGGUACAAAGCAAUUGAAAUUGGAUCCCACCAUAUAUGAGUCAUUGCAGAAAGAAAAAGUGGAAGUAGGUGAUGUGAUCUAUAUUGAAGCUAACUCAGGUGCAGUGAAACGUCAAGGGAGAAGUGACACAUUUGCUACAGAAUUUGAUCUAGAGGCAGAAGAGUAUGUCCCAUUGCCGAAAGGUGAUGUUCAUAAAAAGAAGGAGGUAGUACAGGAUGUUACUCUGCAUGACUUGGACUGUGCCAAUGCAAGACCUCAGGGUGGACAUGACAUUAUGUCAGUCAUGGGUCAGCUGAUGAAGCCAAAGAAAACAGAAAUUACAGAUAAAUUAAGAAAAGAAAUCAAUAAAAUAGUCAAUAAAUAUAUAGACCAAGGUAUAGCAGAGUUGGUUCCUGGAGUUCUCUUCAUUGAUGAGGUUCACAUGUUAGAUAUUGAAACAUUCACAUAUCUGCACCGAGCUUUAGAGUCGGCUAUCGCUCCAAUUGUCAUUUUUGCUACUAAUAGGGGACGCUGUCAAAUAAGAGGCACGGAGGACAUAAUAUCUCCGCAUGGGAUACCACUUGAUCUUUUGGACAGGCUGCUGAUUAUUAGAACUUUACCUUAUAAUAAAUCUGAGCUUUUACAGAUCCUAAAGUUACGUGCAACAACAGAAGGCAUAGCAAUAGAGGAAGAUGCUUUAGCAGCUCUUGCGGAAAUUGGCGCUAACAGUACUUUAAGGUACGCGGCACAGCUGCUGACGCCGGCGUCGCUGACGGCGCGCGCUGACGGCGGACAGCGCAUCUCUCCGCCGCACAUCCAGGCAGUGCACACGCUCUUCCUUGACGCCAAGUCCUCAGCGCGCAUCCUCACACAGCACUCCGAUAAAUAUAUGAAGUAGACAUAGUGCAAGUAUAGUUCGUUUCAAAUAUGAAUGUGCACGAGACAGCGACAUAUGACGUCAUACCUCUCAAAUCG